Molecule: messenger RNA, 2027 nt
Organism: Anopheles cruzii
Lineage: Eukaryota; Metazoa; Arthropoda; Insecta; Diptera; Culicidae
Product: apolipoprotein D
Exons: 5
Coding region: 702-1337 (211 amino acids)
Source: RefSeq, a predicted model, not a curated record
GGAAUUGGAUGUGCGCGCACACUCGUAGUUCCAGUCGGUUCCAGUGGUUGCACCGUUGUUUGUUGUGGCCUUCCACUACCUUGCUCGAUCGCGCAACAGGUUGCAGUGCGAUCGCUGAUCGAGUCACAACCACCACCAGCACCACCGACGAACGACCCGGAUUGCUCGGGGACACCGCUACUUGUCAUUCCGAGACAACCUCCAGCACCCGUGCGCUGAGCUGAGCCGAGUAGAGGGUGCCCAUGAAAUUGGCCACUCUGCCUGGUGUUGCCGUAAACAAUUGCUCAAAACCGGCUCCAACGGCCGGCGAGAAGGAAGGACUGACGCCUUGAACGACAACUUUUUGCCAACCGCAGCCAGCCAGCCAUUUGCUCCGCUCCGGCCCCAACCCAAGCAUUCUGUGCGCGCGCUACAUAACAACGCGUCGCGAUCACCGCUCCGCCGUCGUUAGCUUACAUUAGCGGUGAUCACUGAAACUGUUGACCGCGCAGUGUGAUAAGUGAAAAGGGCAGCAGCACCGCAACGGGUGGCAGCUAAAAAUAAAGCACACCCAGCCAGUGAACGCCAGACUUUGAACCACCCGGAUCAAGGUCUAAAGGCCAGGGAAGGACGUCUUCGUCACGGGGCGGUUUGUUUCAGCGACAGGACCUUCCGCAACUGAGCGGGUGCUUUUGUAAGGCGUUGUCGAAGUGUCGAAAAGAAUGCCUCACCAGCUGGCGGAGUGGCGGCUACUGUGGGCCGUUUUCAUCACCCUGUGGCUUACGGUGCGGUUGAGCCCCGCGCUAGCGUCGGGCUUUGGCAAGUGUCCCAAUUACCCGUCAAUGCCAAAGUUUAACAUGACAAAGUUUCUGGGCAAAUGGUACGAAGUGGAGCGGUCGUUUUAUCUUCCCGAACUGGCGUCCGGCUGUACCACACUGACCUUCGAGAACACCACGCUCCGGGACGCGGCCGGCAGGAGUCAGCUAGAAAUUUCGAUUAAAUCCGUCAACCAAUGGACGGGAAACCCAUCAGUGAGCAUCGGCGAAGCCAUUCCGGAGAGUGAAACAUCGUCCAUUAUGGCCGUUCAACUUCAGUCGCGCCUUCCAACGGCUAUUGCGCGGCUACUGCCGGGAUCUGGCCGGUACCAGGUGCUUUACACGAACUACGACAAUUUCGCCAUCCUGUGGUCGUGCACCAGCUUUGUGGCGGUCCAUGCCGAUCAAAUCUGGUUGCUGGGGCGCGAGCGUGACUAUUCGACCGAAAUUAGGAAAAAGAUCUACAACGCACUGGAGCAACUAAGCCUGGACCCGGACCGUCUGUUCAUUGCGAAGAACAAAAACUGCCCCACGACCCUCUAGGCAGGCGACCUCUGGGCAGCAGGUAAAUGGUUGGUUAAAAUCUGUGAUAUAAAAACGGGCGGCGACAAUCGGUGGAAAAGUGGAGGCCGGCAGAACCGAUGGAACGGUCAACGUCCGGCUUCAACUCGUCGCCACGAACUCUGCCACGAAGCCAUACGCUGGCGUAAUAGUUAUCGGAUGCAUGGUGCGCUGUACCGGAGAUGGCGUGAUUUUGUAGAGACAAACGGUUUAUUUUUAUUUACUGAGUUGGCAAGUAGCAUUUGUAGUACCAUUAAAAACAUAUAUAUAUAUAUAAAUGUCCGAUGCACAGAUAGGAGAGGUAGAAGGGAAGCAUACAAUACACAACGGUGAGGUGGUUUCUUGUUCACGAUUCAUAAUGCUGCCUUAAGCUGCAUCCGUACACUAGUUCCACGCCUAGUGCCUGUGGCAUCUAGUGCAUCGCAUGUCGCAGCGAAGAAGCAAUCCUUCGAAUGAACGUUAACUUACAGUCAAACUUAGUUUAAUAUCUUUCGCCAACGAAUCUCCACCGUCCCAAGUGCUCCAUUCGAACGAGGAACACCCUGCCGGGUCGGGAUGGUAUACGAGCGCUAAAACUGUGUUGCGUGUCCUUUCUGCUCCUUACCGUAGGCGCUAGCUUUGUAACUUAAGUACUGAACUUAACCGAGAUUGAAAAUAAAAGCCUUAUCCAGA